Messenger RNA from Synchiropus splendidus (mandarinfish), 1802 nucleotides. RefSeq names its product transmembrane protein 263 (gene tmem263). The record is from RefSeq and is a predicted model, not a curated record. Lineage: Eukaryota; Metazoa; Chordata; Actinopteri; Syngnathiformes; Callionymidae. The coding region runs from base 339 to 695 and encodes 118 amino acids. The transcript is spliced from 3 exons.
CAUAGACACACAUUUCACUGUCUUACGCGCUGGUCUGAGGCACAGGCCAGCGGAACACGCGUCUGUCCUGAAUUGUGGAAAUAUUUUUUGCUCGUAUCGUUGGAUGUUUAAAGAGGCGAGUGUGUGCAGCUGUGGACACACUGUACCUCUGAGGGGCGGGGACUAAAGUUUUCCAAAAAAAAAAACAACCACAUACAUGCAAACGUUUUCCACCACCAGCCGCUCUGGUGUCUGGGGCUGAAAUCAUCGGAAAUUUAAGAAGUAACCUUAGUCUAUAGUAUAUACACACAUUUCUAGGGACAGAGAAUACACAUCGGAAAAGCGUUUACGAAUCAGAGAUGAGUGAGGCGGAGCAGGUGCCCGAGGACAUGCCUGCAUGCCACGAUGAUGAGCCCGGGGAUUCAGCCAAAGACCAUCCUCAGCCACAGCCGGGCAUGUUGGGCAGACUGGCGGGCGGCUUAUACGGUGCCACCAAAGGGGCUCUAGGAGCCACAAUCGAGGGUGUCACCUGGGUCGGAGGAAAGGGUCUGGACCUGACCAAGAGUGCCGUGAGCACCGUAGUUUCUGUGCCUGCCGCCGGCGUGGGCCUGGUCAAAGGCGGCGCCAGCGCAUUAGCCGGUGGAGUGACGGCCGUGGGCUCCGCGGUGGCCAGCAAAGUUCCGAUAGGAGGCAAAAAGAAAGACAAGUCUGACUGACGGAUGAAUGAGCCGUUCGACGCACACACUCACCACAGCAUCCGGUCUGAGACGGCUGAGCAGGAAAACUUGUGCAUGUUUUAAUCUGGGGUCUGUGUUUACAAUUCUUCUUCAGCUUCUGUUUUUAUAUACAUACAAAUGUUGUGUGUACAUGUACUCUUCAACUUUGUGUCAAGGAAGUGUAAAGCAACAGCUUCCGGUGACUGUGAUCUGUCGCAAAUGAAAGCAGUCUUGAAUGUCAGCGCCUGCUUUUCUAUUAAACAAUUUUGUAGUUCGUAUUCGGGACCACGAGUGCUGUAGAGAGAGGCAUGAAAAAGGCACCUUAUGCGAGACUAACAAUUUACAUCAUGAUGGAUGCUAUAACUGACAACACCAACCAGGACCGCCUGCAGAUUCUGUGGGUUUUCUAGUUACUGGUCUGCACUGGUCACAGUCUUUUCUACUUAUGAAGCUGCCAUUGCUGAAAGUAGACUGUCUCUCUGCGACCAGAAAACGACACCAAUACAUUUUUUUAACCUGGUUGAAUCAGUCAUUGUGGUCUAGAGCGCCCUCUGGUGUCAUCGAAUAAGCUGGUUUAAAGACACAACAGAAGUUCAAUGGAAAGCUUUGGUCAGUUAUGCAAUGUAAGAAUGCGAGUUUAGACAUUUCUGUCCCUGAUAAGUAUUGGAUGAUCCAGGUGGAGUGAAAUGAACUUGCUUCUACUUGUUCUGAAACAUUUCUCCCCCUGCGCAGUCAUUGGUUACAUUCUGUACGAUGCCAGGAUUUCACCUUGCAUUUUUUUAACAGUCAUCUAAAUCUGUCGACACAAAAACAUGGAUGAUGAGUUGAGCUGUUACGGAGAGCUUGUUAUUAUCAGUGUUUUGUUUGGGAAAUGAGAGUUGAUGUAUUCGAGCCUUGAAAUAAAAGUUGAUGCAGUGUGUGUGUGAGAUGUGGAUCUGUGUGUUGGUGUCAAUAAUUGUUUUCUUCUUUUCCCCUUUGCCAUGACUCUUCAGAUGAGCACUGCUGCAGGAUUGGUUACCUUUAAUCCACAUGGGGGCAAAUAAAUCCACAUAAAUAAGCUGUUUCCAUCUAGCACAGCUGAUGUGGUCGAGUCAACGUGCAAAACAA